Coprinopsis cinerea okayama7#130 is the source of this 1158-nucleotide messenger RNA. RefSeq names its product peptidyl-prolyl cis-trans isomerase-like 4. Gene Ontology annotation, cellular component: nucleus. The transcript has 5 exons. Gene Ontology annotation, molecular function: peptidyl-prolyl cis-trans isomerase activity. Gene Ontology annotation, biological process: protein peptidyl-prolyl isomerization. The record is from RefSeq and is a predicted model, not a curated record. NCBI's taxonomy places the organism in Eukaryota, Fungi, Basidiomycota, Agaricomycetes, Agaricales, Psathyrellaceae. The coding region runs from base 1 to 1158 and encodes 385 amino acids.
AUGUCUGUACUCUUCGAAACCUCUUUGGGUGACAUUGUCAUUGACCUCGAGGUUGAAGCUUGUCCAAAGACAUGCGAAAACUUCCUGAAGCUAUGCAAAGUCUAUUAUUACAACCUUAACGCGUUCUUCAAUGUGUCGAAGGAUUUCCUUGCCCAAUGCGGUGACCCUUCAGCAACAGGAACCGGCGGAGAAUCGAUAUGGUCGUACAUUGCCUCUCAAUCGCCCGACAACCCGCGCGCUCCUCGUUACUUUGAACCCGAAAUCCGACCCAAGCUCAAACACACAGCCCGCGGAACAGUGUCGAUGGCCGUCGCUCCAGCUCUUGAAGGCAACAAGGGAGGCUGCGGAAGUCAAUUCUUCAUAACACUCGGGGAAAAUAUCGACUACCUGGAUGGCAAGCAUGCGGUGUUUGGGCACGUUGUCGAAGGAUUGGAGACGUUGGACAAGAUCAACGAAGUUUACGUCGACCAGGACAGCCGACCGUUCAAGGACAUCAGGAUACGGCAUGCUAUUAUCUUGGACGACCCAUUUCCAGACCCUCCAGGCCUUGUGGUACCGGAGGCAGAGCCUACGAAACCCCCGGAUAAUUCAACACGGAUUGCUGAGGACGAGGACCCACUCGCUACAUUGCCCGAGGAAGAAGAGGAGCGUAUCCGUCGCGAAAAAGCCGCAGCAGCCUCAGCGCUUACGCUCGAAAUGGUCGGAGAUCUGCCCUUUGCCAACGUCAGGCCUCCCGAGAACGUACUCUUCGCCUACUUCAAGAUGCAGAACGUUUUGGUUGACGAUCGCCGGAUAUGGGUUGACUUCUCGCAAUCAGUGGCGAAAACAAACGCAGUCUGGUCCAACGAUAUCGUGAAACCCAAGAAGUACAGGGGAGGAGGGUUUGCCGGUCGUGAUGACUUGGAGGAGACUCGCCGUUACAGAGCUCAAGAAGGACCAGCAAGAUCUGGGAACGACGAUUAUUCGAUGGUUUUCGACAUGAGCGACCGCCCGGAACGAAGGAAACGCAGCCGCAGCCGCGACAGAGACGGAGACCGCUCGCGCCGCAAGCGAUCCAGGUCUCGUUCCCCGAGAUCUGAUAGGGACAGGCAUCGGGAUCGUGACCGGCGGAGGAGCAGAAGCAGAGAACGGCACUCUGGUCGAGGGAGAUACUAUUGA